This is a messenger RNA of Olea europaea var. sylvestris, 2586 nucleotides long. Its product is annotated as tryptophan--tRNA ligase, cytoplasmic-like. Gene Ontology annotation, cellular component: cytoplasm. Gene Ontology annotation, molecular function: tryptophan-tRNA ligase activity; ATP binding. The coding region runs from base 105 to 2234 and encodes 709 amino acids. Lineage: Eukaryota; Viridiplantae; Streptophyta; Magnoliopsida; Lamiales; Oleaceae. Gene Ontology annotation, biological process: tryptophanyl-tRNA aminoacylation. The record is from RefSeq and is a predicted model, not a curated record. The transcript is spliced from 20 exons.
AAUUAACCCCCAUAAAAAUGCUUCCCCCUUGAACGGUUAAAUCGCGGCUGCCAAUCUCUUCGUGUCCAUCUUCUUCUUCUUCUUCUCAUCCGAAGUAGAGCAAAAUGGAGGCACAAGAGCAAGAAGAACAGGAGCAAUUGGUGACUCCAUGGGAAGUAUCGGCCGAAAAGGGGGGCAAAAUUGACUACGACAAGCUUAUUGACAAGUUUGGCUGCCAACGCCUCGAUCAGUCGCUGGUCGACCGCGUUGCGGGCCUCACCGGCCGUUCGCCCCACGUGUUCCUCCGAAGAGGGGUAUUUUUUGCGCACAGAGAUUUCAGUGACAUUCUGGAUGCGUAUGAGAAGGGAAAGAAGUUUUAUUUGUACACUGGCCGGGGUCCAUCCUCCGAGGCCUUGCAUUUGGGUCACCUUGUGCCGUUCAUGUUCACCAAAUAUUUGCAAGAUGCAUUCAAGGUGCCGCUUGUAAUACAGUUGACGGAUGAUGAGAAGUGCAUGUGGAAGAAUUUGACAGUGGAGGAAAGCCAGAGGCUUGCUCGUGAGAAUGCUAAAGAUAUAAUUGCUUGUGGAUUUGACGUUUCGAGAACAUUUAUUUUCUCCGAUUUUGAUUAUGUUGGUGGGCAACUGGGUGACGAUCCUGACUCAAGACUCCGCUUAUACCUACCCCGGAGGCAUCACAUUCAACUUCAAAGACUUUGGAAAAGUCGGGAAGGAUCAGCAGAUACUCCUGUCGAAGAGACAAUGAAACCUAAAAAAACGACAGUAUCGGGUAGAGCAGACUUGUGUGAGGUGGUCAAGGUGUUGCUCCUUAGUCUUACUAUGGAUGAGGAGAUCAUCAAAGUAGACAACAAGAAACUUUCCCAUGAAAGGUCGGAGAGUUUGUGUCAUUACCCGCAUAAAGGUAGGUCCUCCGGAAAGAUGUCUCGAAACUCUUGGAGGAUCAACUGGAUUUCAAUAGGGCUCUCUAUUGUGGAGUGGGAUGGAACCUCCAUGACCACCAAAGCGAACACAACUGAGUCACCAACACGUACGGGAUACAGUAGCCAUCGAAACCGCAUUAAUGCAGCUGCCAUUAUUUACGAUAACUUUACAGCCCUUAUUAUUAAUCUUGAUGUAAGUGUGGAAGAUGGCAAGACAGCGUCAAUCAUCGGCAUCUCUAAGUUGGGGGUAGUAUUAGAAGGAGGAGGUUCGAGAAUAGACUUAGGGGAUGGAGUGGAUGCAGAAGAGGUCGCAGUACGGGAGUCACUACGAUUUCUGUACGGUGUCCUGGCCUUGCCUAAACCUACUCAAAGUCAUGACCUCAUCCUCAACGAUCUGACAUUUCAUUUGAAACUCAUCAAACUGAGCAACAUAUUCGGUCACAGGCCGACUACCUUGUGUUUGAUGUGGAUCCUUAAUGGAAAACUCUUCUAUGAUUGCAAAAUUACGAUUCAAACCUACUCUAAGAGAAAGCUCUGGAAUAAUUUCCGCACAAUGUUCAGCAUCCUUCUAGAGUCAUCCCAUGCUCUGUUCCAUGUCUUGCUUUUGUCGCUCUUUCAACUUCCUGCUGCUGGUACUUCAUCACCCAACCCACGGCCUUUGUAUUGUGAACUCCUUGUGCAUUCUUGGGUGCAAUCUUCGGCUGCUCUGGUGUGUCUUCACCUGGUUGACGCAUGGCUACAAAUGUACUUUCAGGCUGCUCCAUCCUUUCCAAGUUCAUUUCCGCAUCUCUUCUCUGUUAAAGAUGAUCUUCGCUGCUUGAUUCCUUGUGCGAUCGACCAGGAUCCUUACUUCCGAAUGACGCGAGAUGUUGCUCCUAGAAUAGGUUAUCACAAGCCUGCUCUGAUCGAGUCAUCAUUCUUCCCGGCACUUCAGGGAGAAACAGGGAAAAUGUCUGCCAGUGAUCCAAAUUCUGCUAUUUAUGUUACUGAUUCUGGGAAGGAUAUAAAGAACAAGAUAAACAAAUACGCAUUCUCUGGUGGCCAAGAUUCUAUAGAGAAUCACAGGAAGUAUGGAGCAAACCUUGAGGUAGACAUACCCAUUAAAUAUCUUGGUUUUUUCCUGGAAGAUGAUGCUGAACUUGAACACAUCAGAAAGGAAUAUGGUGCUGGCCGUAUGCUAACGGGUGAAGUGAAGAAGCGGCUUAUUGAAGUUCUAACCGAAAUGGUUGAAAGACAUUGUAGGGCUAGAGCUGCCGUUACAGACGAGAUGGUAGAUGUGUUCAUGGCAAUACGGCCACUUCCCAAUAUGUUCAACUAAAUUUGCGGCUACGAUAAAUCCGAAUGAUCAACGUGAAGAACACUUGAAACACACCAACCAUUUUUUUAUGCAACAUUUAUUGAUAUUUACCAGGCAAUUGUAUUUCAUGCACCCUUAAUUUCUAGAUCAGUACAGAAUAGAAGAAAAGAUAUGAAAAGAACAGAAUUUCCAUCAAUUUUUUGUCUGUCUGCUAUUAUAUUUUAACAGUGCUGCAGAAGAUGCUGUUCUUGACAUGCUUUAAAAGCAUUGAUUUGGACAGAAGAAUGUGUUCUCCUUUUAUGUGGCAUUUGGAUAUGCUGAAUAUGUCAUUAAACAAUGAAUAUCAAAGGGAAUCGCAUGUUAGAUAAUGUAA